CAGGAACUGCAGAUGCCCAACAGCAGCUCCAUCAGCCAGUUCCUCCUCCUGGCGUUGGCAGACACGCGGCAGCUGCAGCUCCUGCACUUCUGGCUCUUGCUGGGCAUCUACCUGGCUGCCCUCCUGGGCAACGGCCUCAUCAGCACAGCCGUAGCCUGCCACCACCGCCUGCACACCCCCAUGUACUUCUUCCUCCUCAACCUCGCCCUCCUCGACCUGGGCUGCAUCUCCACCACUCUCCCCAAAGCCAUGGCCAAUGCCCUCUGGGACACCAGGCACAUCUCCUACGCUGGAUGCGUUGCACAGGUCUUUUUGUUUGUCUUUCUGAUAUCAGCAGAGUAUUCCAUUCUCACCAUCAUGUCCUAUGACCGCUAUGUUGCCAUCUGCAAGCCCCUGCACUACGAGACCUUGAUGGACAGCAGAGCUUGUGCCACCAUGGCAGCAGCUGCCUGGGGCACUGGGCUUCUCUAUUCCCUGCUGCACACUGCCAAUACAUUUUCAGUACCAUUCUGCCAUGGCAAUGCUGUGGAUCAGUUCUUCUGUGAAAUCCCCCAGAUCCUCAAGCUCUCCUGCUCAGAUGCCUAUCUCACGGAAGUUGGGCUUAUUGUGUUUAGUAUCCUUGCCUUUUUUGGGUGCUUUGUAUUCAUUGUUGUGUCCUAUGUGCAGAUCUUCAGGGCCGUGCUGACGAUGCCCUCUGAGCAGGGACGCCGCAAAGCCUUCUCCACAUGCCUCCCUCACCUGGCUGUGCUCUCCCUGUUUCUCAGCACUGCCAUGAUUGCCUAUGUGAAGCCACCCUCCAUCUCCUCCCGGGCCCUGGACCUGGUGGUGUCAUUUCUGUACUCAGUGGUGCCUCCAGCAGUGAAUCCCCUCAUCUACAGCGUGAGGAACCAGGAGCUCAAGAAUGCAGUGAGGAAAAUGAUGCCCUGGUCACAGUUUAGCAGGGAUAAACUUCUCAUCUGUCUCUAUAAAUAUCUCACAGUCUGUCCCAUAGCACACCUAUAUUAUGUUUUUUAAUGUGUGUAAUACUUAAUUAUAUUAGUAGAUACAUUUUUCCUUGCAGUUCAUAUAUAUAUGUGUGUAUGUAAUUAUCAUUAGUGGUUACCAUGAUCCUAAACAUGUUUUUGGAUUCCAACCACUUCUCUGAGGCAUCACCCUGCUCUUUCUCCUGGAGUACAUAUGAACUCUGGGUCAGUGCUGACUUUCUAACAAACUCUGUGCUCCAUCUCUGUAUCUGCAGGCAAACGAGAUGCCAGCAAGCACCGUGGAGCUGAAAUAGGCUGGAUUAGCAAAAGAGAUCAAUGUAUUAGAAUAAGGACCAAUUUAUUACGUUAGCAAAAGGAAUCAGUGUGUGCUCAUCCCAAAUCUUCCCAGUUUAGCUUUGCUUGAUGUGUGAACAGCCCCGUUUUUAUCACUUCUGUUUCACGGAAGAACUGAAAUCACUUUUUUGCCUCUGCCAGGUGUAAGGACUUGUUCUUGGGUUUGGUAUAAACUGUUUACAGUUACAGUGCACCAAGAUAGAAAGAUGCUAAUUGUGGUAAAACAAGCAAUGGAAAUUUACCAAACUGGGGGAAAAGAGCCCCAGUGAGCCCCACGGUGAGCCAGGGUGCACGGUGAUGAAGAGGAAGAUGAAAUAAAGGGGAGGAGGUAGGUGCUGUGAGAAGGAGGACAUGUGGUGUCAGGGGCUGUGCUGGGGGCACAUCUCUGUACCACUGCACGCAUGCUGCCCCACACAGUGCCUGCACUG
Messenger RNA from Lagopus muta (rock ptarmigan), 1744 nucleotides. RefSeq names its product olfactory receptor 14C36-like. The transcript has a single exon. The record is from RefSeq and is a predicted model, not a curated record. Lineage: Eukaryota; Metazoa; Chordata; Aves; Galliformes; Phasianidae. Gene Ontology annotation, biological process: G protein-coupled receptor signaling pathway. The coding region runs from base 13 to 1014 and encodes 333 amino acids. Gene Ontology annotation, molecular function: G protein-coupled receptor activity; olfactory receptor activity. Gene Ontology annotation, cellular component: membrane.